This is a messenger RNA of Ziziphus jujuba (common jujube), 1055 nucleotides long. Its product is annotated as protein FAR1-RELATED SEQUENCE 5. Bases 157 to 900 code for a protein of 247 amino acids. The record is from RefSeq and is a predicted model, not a curated record. The transcript has 3 exons. NCBI's taxonomy places the organism in Eukaryota, Viridiplantae, Streptophyta, Magnoliopsida, Rosales, Rhamnaceae.
CGGUUUUUGGAUUACAAACCCAAGGUGAAAUCCCCGAAAGCCCCCCUCCUUCCUUCUCUCUCACUGCAACAGUAGGCUAUUUCUUUCAGACGCCUUGAAGUUGGAGCUUUCGAUCUGACCCGCCAGUAUUUUCGGACUUCGAACUUAACAUAACUCAUGGAUUCUGAACUUGGUGAGGAUAUUCAUGAUGGGGUAUUAGAUAAUUCAACUGAUAUUGAUCAUGAACUUGGUAAUGAUACUGUAACUGUAGGAAGUAGUUCCAUUGAGGAGACAUCUCAUGUGGGACAAAAUGAAGAAAUGACACAAAAGUCUUCAAAAGAGAAGUCAAAUGUAGUUGAAGGGGAUGAACCAUAUGUGGGUCAGGAGUUCGAUACCGAGGAAGCUGCACAUGCAUUUUAUAGUGCGUACGGCAUGCGUGUUGGUUUCGUAACUCGAAUGAACUAUCUGUCUCGCUCGAAACUUGAUGGAACCAUUAUUGGACGGACACUUGUUUGUAACAAAGAGGGCUAUAGGAAGUCUUACAGAUGUGACAAGCAGAGUACAAAGCCACGGACUCCCACCAGGGUAGGCUGCAAGGCAAUGCUGUCAAUAAGGAAGCUAAGUACUGGGAAAUGGAUUGUUACAAAAUUCAUCAAGGAGCACACUCACUCCUUGGCUGCCAGAUACAGCCAAAAUGUAUUGAUCAGUCAUCAAGUUCCGAAUGAAACCAUGAAGAUUCAAGAAUUAACUCAACAGCUUCUUCUUGAGAGAAAGCGUUCUGCUUCAUUUAGAAAGGUUAUAGACCUUCUGUUCAAUCACAUUGAGGAGCACACACAGGACCUAUCAAGAAAGGUUCAGUGCAUGGUUGACAAGGUAAAGCAGAUUGAAUCUGAUGGAAAAGACUAUAAGAACCUUAGAUAAUAUUGGCAUUGAUAUGUAAACUGUGUAUAUCAAAAUUAGCUUCAUAUUUUUAUAAUGAAAACUGUUAAUUACGCAACCUUGAGUAUGAAUGUACAUGGAUUUUACGCUGCCUGCAUCUUGAAAAUUGAAAAGUGUGUAAAGCUAUUUCUAUUGUC